GCGGUGACCAGGCGGGAGGGCGGGGAGGCGGGCCUAGCGAGGUUCGGCCCCGCCCCGCCUCCUCUGAGCCUCACCCUAGCCUCCGCGGGCCCCGGCUUGCCGUCCCGCAGAAUGGGGAGACUAACCGUCGCGGACCCUGUUCCCGCAGCCCACCCAUGUCCGGCAGCAAGCUGCCUGUGGGCGUUUGCCCAGACAUGUGCCCGGCAGCCGAGCGCGCCCAGCGCGAAAGGGAGCGCCGCCUUCAUCGCUUCGAGGUGGCGAAGGGGUGGCCCGGGGACCCGCCCCGCGCGGACCCGCAGCGCACGGUAAAGGAGUACAAUCGGCCGGCCGCAGGCAAGCCCCGCCCGCCGCCGAGCCAGCUGCGUCCGCCCUCGGUGCUGCUGGCCACCGUGCGCUACCUGGCCAGCGAGGUGGCCGAGAGCCCCGACGCACCCCUCGCGGAAGUGGCCAGCUUCGUGGCUGAUCGCUUGCGCGCGGUGCGGCUGGAUCUGGUCCUACAGAGCGCGGGCGACGCCGAGGCGGCAGUGGUACUAGAGGCUGCGCUGGCCACGCUGUUGGCGGUGGUGGCUCGGCUCCCGCCGGUGGAGGCGCAAGGGCCGGUGGACCCCGUGCUGCUGCAGACCCAGGUACAGGAGAGCUUCGGCUCGCUGCGGCGCUGCUACGCGAAGAGCACAGGGCUGCACCCCCGACAGGCCGCCUUCCAGGGACUCUUUCUGCUCUAUAACUUGGGCUCUGUGGAGGCACUGCACGAAGUCCUGCAGUUGCCCGCUGCCCUUCGUGCCUGCCCACCCCUGCGCACGGCCUUGGCCAUUGACUCCGCCUUCCGGGAGGGCAACGCAGCCCGCCUUUUCCGCCUGCUUCGGACCCUGCCCUACCUGCAGAGCUGUGCGGUGCAGGGCCACGUGGGCUACGCCCGUCGUGCAGCCCUGGCCCGCCUGGCUCGUGCCCUGAGUACCCCCAAGGGACAGACUUUGCCUUUGGACUUCAUGGUUCAUCUGCUGGCCUUGGAUGGACCCCACGAAGCACGGGACCUGUGCCAGGCCCACGGGCUGCCCUUGGAUGGAGAGGAGAGAGUCGUGUUCCUGAGGGGUUGCUAUACUGAGAAAGGGCUGCCACCUGCUGGUUCCUGCAAUGUGUUAGUGGGGAGUAAGCUCCAAGGGCGCACCCUGGAGGAGGUGGUCAUGGCAGAGGAGGAAGAAGCUGUGCUCGAACCUUCCUAGUCCUUCAUCAGGACCCAGCAUUAGGGGAAAUGCCAUCUCCAGAACCUCAGGACCGGGUCAGAGCACGUAGGUGACUUUUCUCAUGAUUCCCGAACAAUAAAAGGAACUUUCUUUUCGGGACCAAUUACUGGACUUCAUUUAUUUGGGGUUGCAUAGAGAGGAUACUUCAAGGGUGUGACAGAAAGGAAAACAGAUUGGGCAUGGCCCUGUCUACCUGGACCUGUGUGUGCCUACAAGUCCCUGAGGGGUGGCCUUGCUGAUCUGAAUUGGCCUCUAAGAUUGACACUAUGCGCCCCGCACUCACCAACCCACCAAAGCCAAUAGUUGGUGAUUUUUCAUCCCCCGUCAGCACUGCUGGCCAUUCUGCUGACCAGAUCCAGGAAGGAGAUUGUCAUUGGGACUCACCACUCCUCUCAAGCGACCACACUGGAGGAACCCCCAACUGUUGCCUCAAGCUUGAGAGGGUUCUGUUUUUAUACCUACUCCUGACCGUGGGGAAGACUGAGACACCCCCCAGGAAGACAGGUGGGAGAGGGUUAGGAGAAGGGAGAGCAGAGGAGUACAGGCUGGGGUUAGAGGUCAGCCACAGGCCUCAGGGUGGCUGCUGCGCCCUCCAAAGCUGCCACCACGAUGCUGAGCUGUCUCUGCACCUCAGCCCAAGCCUCAGAUCCGGCGUUUGCGUCGUUGGCCUGGUAGCAGGCAUUGGCCAGGCCAGGGAAUGUGGCAACAGAGCUGGAGCGGGGGGCCCAGAGCACAUGGCUGGUGGAAAAUGGGCAGGCUCGGGGUCAGCAGAGGGCUCAGCCUGGAGCUCACUCAUUGCUCUACACAGCCAGCACAGAGCCUCCGCCCUACUCCUGUCUGAAACCUGGAAUGUACAGCUAUCGUGGUGGGAAGACAGGUAGGUUCAAGUCCCUGGUGAGACUGAUUUGCCUCCCCUCCCUAAGACUCACUUCCCCCCUGCCUUGGACUGAAUUGUGCUCCAAAGCAGCAAAGCUGUCAU
Messenger RNA from Sciurus carolinensis (gray squirrel), 2220 nucleotides. It is a transcript of the gene Sac3d1, whose product is annotated as SAC3 domain containing 1. NCBI's taxonomy places the organism in Eukaryota, Metazoa, Chordata, Mammalia, Rodentia, Sciuridae. Gene Ontology annotation, biological process: centrosome duplication; spindle assembly. Bases 156 to 1220 code for a protein of 354 amino acids. Gene Ontology annotation, cellular component: centrosome; spindle; nucleus. The record is from RefSeq and is a predicted model, not a curated record. The transcript has 2 exons.